Cooperia oncophora is the source of this 798-nucleotide messenger RNA. The record is from the annotation of a GenBank genome assembly. NCBI's taxonomy places the organism in Eukaryota, Metazoa, Nematoda, Chromadorea, Rhabditida, Trichostrongylidae.
CUGGACUACAUUAUCAUAACCGGCGACUUCGAAGCUCACGAUUCAUGGGAUUACACGCAGGAUUUGACACGCGAAAAUAUCCGCAAUGUAACUGCUCUUCUGCUCGAGUACUUCCCGAAUACUCCUAUCUAUGUAUCUAUUGGAAAUCACGAAGGAGUACCUCAAGAUGCGAUGGCACCACAUACAAUGCCAGAAUAUGACCAGCGAGGACCACAGUGGUUGUACACCCUUAUGAAGGAGAUGUGGUCCAAUUGGUUACCACAGUCCGCCCUAGCGGAUGUACAGUACCGCGCCAGCUAUGCAAUAUAUCCCAAGCCUGGAUUAAAGCUGAUCUCCAUCAACACUAUCUACUGCUCGCAAAUAAACUUCUAUUUGUACAUAAAUCAAGUGGAUCCCGACGCUACACUUGACUGGUUAAUCGAUGAGCUUGUUGACUCAGAAACCAAAGGAGAUAAGGUGCACCUUAUCUCUCACAUCCCUCCUGGAGAUGACUAUUGUCUCAAAGGAUGGUCACAUAAUUUCUUCAAAAUCGUGAAAAGAUUCGAAAACACCAUUGCAGAGCAGUUCUACGGACACACCCACAACGACCACUUCCAGGUUUACUACGACCCGGACGAUAACAUGCGACCAUUCCACUUCAACUGGAUAUCUCCAUCCCUCACAACGUACGACUUCAAUAUGCCAGCGUACAGAAUCUAUACUAUUGAUGGCGGUUAUACAGGAGCCACCUAUGUGAGUAACACAGUGGUGAGAAGUCAUACAAAAAGGCUGAGAUUAUCAGAGAAAGUCAAUGAUUGA